Molecule: messenger RNA, 528 nt
Organism: Prunus armeniaca (apricot)
Lineage: Eukaryota; Viridiplantae; Streptophyta; Magnoliopsida; Rosales; Rosaceae
Source: the annotation of a GenBank genome assembly
AUGAAAUUCCCAACUUGCAACGGCACGGGCGCAGUUAGAGGAAAUCAACUCAACGCACGAACAUGCUACGCAAUGGCGCUAAAAUCAGUGGCUUUCAAAUCUUUAAGGGAAACCAUGACCGUUCAGGGGGCACCGAACGGUAAUGGACCCAUGGACGACCCAAAGGGUGAAACACCAACGCCGCAGGCACAACUUGUCGAAGAACUGGAAACGGUUAUGCAAAAUGCAGAGCAACCCAAUCAAUGUGUGAAGAUCGGAACCACACUCGACCAUGUCCUGCGAGCGCAGUUCAUUGAUUUCUUACAGCAUCAUGCGGAGGUGUUCACUUGGUCCAACGAUGACAUGCCAGGUAUAUCCCCUGAGGUCAUCAGCCACAAGCUCAGCAUCUCCCCUGCCUAUAAACUUGCAAGACAGAAACGCCGUUCGUAUGGCGCCGAACGGUAUGAAGCCAUGUGUACCGAAGUUGACAAGCUAAAAGCCAUAAGCUUCAUUUGGGAAGCUACGUACCCUGUCUGGCUCAAGGAUUAA